Molecule: messenger RNA, 2192 nt
Organism: Daphnia pulicaria
Lineage: Eukaryota; Metazoa; Arthropoda; Branchiopoda; Diplostraca; Daphniidae
Exons: 5
Coding region: 486-1853 (455 amino acids)
Molecular function (GO): protein binding
Source: RefSeq, a predicted model, not a curated record
CCACUGAUUCCACUAUUCCCAUUUAUAUGUGACCUUAUAACUUCCCAGGAGAUAUACUCUAGUUUCGUCCUUCAUAACCGUAUGUGAUACAUAGUAAGAGGGGAAGUUUCCAUAGGUGAGGUCUCUAUUCCGUUGCGCUGGUGGUCUAAACGUGAACAGCUGUGUUUGCGCAUCGUCUCCUUGCGGUUGGGUGGUAAGUUUUUGUUGUUUCAAUAGGAACCUUCAUAUGGCACAUGUGGUUGUUCGUACUUCGUCUUGUCAACGACCACUCAAACCACACCAUACAGCCAAACGAGUUGUACAUAUGCGCUGUUGUAACCGUGUAUGGCGGACCGUAGUUUCUACGGUUAAACUUUUAAAGUUUAAAAUUUUACCUUUAGUGGAACUAAAUUUUCUUGGGAGAAAAUAAUUUUAACAUUUAUAUCAUAGUUACUUUUUUUCUUUAUUUUAUCAUAGAUUCUAAAGAUAACAGUGAUGUUAUCUUAAUGUUAAUGUUUUUACGCAAGCUCGAAAAUGAAAAGUUUGGUUGUCAUGGCGACAUCGAGUUAGCUAUACUCUACAUGCAAAACAAUUUGUUGGUGGUUUUGCGAUUGGCAAAAUUACCAGGCGAUGAACCAUUACAAGAACGAUUCUAUCGCUGGAUUAAGGAUCCAUUUCCCUUAACUUCAGAGGACGAAUUAUCGACUUGGGAUUCGUCGAUGCAGGAAGUGGUAGAUGUCGUGCAGCGAUUCGCUCAGGUGAUUGCGGAAAAGAUAGAAAAGGGACAGACAGUGGACGGAUGUCAAAGUAGAUUGACGCGGCUCCGGGAAGAGCGACUCCGCAUGGAGAACCGAUUGCGCCAGCUGAAGAUAAAUGGUGAAAAAGAAGAAACAUCGCAAAAAUCUCUGUGGAAAUCUCGUCUUGAUCUUAUUCAAGAUCUCAAAAUCCGUUUAAAAGAAACCGACGAACGGACUACAAGUUGUCUUCGCUUGGCAAAAGAAUGCGGAGAAGUAGCCAGAAAGGAAUGGGAAACCAACAAUCAGAAACCACUAAAGGAGCAACAACUUCACUGUGACCUUUUGGGUUCUCAACUUGCCAACCUUGUGAAAGAAAACUAUAUUACUGAAAAUCAGUUGAAGAAAUGCUGCGAGGAACGAAAGAAAGAAAUCGAGUCGGUUACGUUGAAAAUGAACAAGGAUAUUUGCCAACGCCGUAAGGAAGUGAACGAUUUGAAACGAGAAGUUUCUGCCGACAAGAAACAACUUGAAGAAUUAGAGAAAGAGUUGGCUGCCGUGACGAUAGACUACGACGCAAUCAUCGAAGAACAACAGAAGCAAGCUGACGAAGCGCUUAGACAACUAGCAGAAGAACAGUUGCGUGAAAAAGCCGCUAUUAAAAUCCAACGGUGGUAUCGUUUCAUUCUCUUUAGAACAAUAAGAGCGCGUAGAAGGCGAAAGAAGACAAAGCGUAAGGUUUCCAAAGAAGUCAGGAGACCUCCAGUGGAUAGAAACAAGACGUCAGUUCCCGAUGAAGUUCGUCCAGAUAGUCAAUAUGAAAGAGAUGCUUCCGGCGAGCCAGUGACUGUUCUUGACGUGCUAGUGGCGCGGAAAUCCGCCUUAUUACGUAAUAGGCAUUUGGUCUCCUCUGACCAUAGCGACAUAAACAUAGAAGAAUCUCAUUCAGAAUUUGAAAAUAAUAAAGCUAAAGCUCCUUCCAAAGGUAAAAGUAAAAAGUCCUCUUCCGCAAUUCGUUCCAUUACAGUUAAAAAGGGAGCUAAUCCAGGAGAGAAAGAAACUAAACCUAAACCGAUCACUAGUCUGAACCGAUCUUCACAGACGGAUAAUCGCGUACCCAAGUCUAAGAAAGUUUUUUGAUAGUUGCUAACUAAAUAAAAAUAAAAUCGGGAGGGAUCACUGAGACUCGAUCGUAUUCUUUUUAAGAAAUCCGUGUUUCCUCUCUUUGCCAUAGACAACCAAUAAAGUAACAAAAACGUACAUUCUAGCCUAUUUUCCCUCCAUAAAUGCCUAUAUCUUGUUUGCGUUUUAUGUUUUUGGACACUGCAUGGAAUCGACGCCUCGAUAGUGUGAUCGUCUGAGUGCGUGUCUUGACAUUGUUUCAGUGACUAUAUAGUCCACCCUAAUAUUCUUUUGCUUACUGCAUGUCAAUUCUGCGGAUACUGCAUAAAACAAUAAAACAAUGAACUUUAUACAUCA